Molecule: messenger RNA, 2329 nt
Organism: Hibiscus syriacus
Lineage: Eukaryota; Viridiplantae; Streptophyta; Magnoliopsida; Malvales; Malvaceae
Product: potassium transporter 5-like
Exons: 8
Coding region: 1-2292 (763 amino acids)
Biological process (GO): potassium ion transmembrane transport
Cellular component (GO): membrane
Molecular function (GO): potassium ion transmembrane transporter activity
Source: RefSeq, a predicted model, not a curated record
AUGUCCGACGACCAACACGACGGCAGCAUCCGUUCAAGGCUGCGUAAACAGCACGGUUCAAAGGAUCUCAUCUCCGUCAAAGCCGCACUCAACGGUAGCCAGGGUUCCGACUCCAAGGAUUCGAAUUGGUGGGUGGUGUUGAAUCUGGCGUUUCAGAGCAUUGGCGUCGUUUACGGUGAUAUCGGAACAUCACCGCUCUACACUUACGCGAGCACUUUCAGCGAAGGAAUAAAGCACAGAGACGACGUGUUGGGGGUUCUUUCUUUGGUGUUUUAUACUCUCACCCUCCUUCCUCUUAUUAAGUAUGUCUUCGUCGUCUUACGAGCAACCGAUAAUGGCGAAGGAGGAACGUUCGCACUCUACUCACUGAUUUGCCGAUACGCGAGAGUGAGUUUGAUCCCGAGUCAACAAGCUGAAGACCGUCAAGUAUCGAAUUAUAGACUAGAAUUGCCUAGCAAGCGUCUGAAACUAGCGUCGGUACUCAAGUCUAGCUUAGAGAAUAGCCAAUUUGCUAAAAUUUUCUUAUUGUUUAUCACCAUGCUCGGUACUUCCAUGGUCAUUGGCGACAGCGUCCUCACUCCUUCAAUCUCUGUUUUAUCUGCCGUUGGUGGUGUCAAGGAAGCAACAUCUCACUUGACAGAAGAUAUGAUUGCUGGGAUUUCGAUAGUGAUAUUGGUGUUUCUCUUCAUGAUUCAAAGAUUUGGAACUUCCAAAGUCGGUUAUGGCUUUGCUCCCAUUCUUUACGUUUGGUUUAUACUCAUCGGUGGAAUCGGUUUCUACAACAUCGUGAAACAUGAUACCACAGUGCUUAAAGCCAUCAAUCCAAUGUACAUUGUUGAUUACUUCAUCAGGAACAAAAAGGAAGCUUGGGUUUCUCUUGGUGGAGUUGUUCUCUGCACAACAGGAGGAGAAGCACUGUUUGCUGAUGUUGACCAUUUCUCGGUUCGAUCCAUUCAACUUAGUAUGUGCUCCCUGGUGUACCCGGCUUUGAUUCUGGCCUACACGGGACAAUCCGCCUACCUUCUCCGACAUCCCGAUGCGGUUUCCGAUGCGUUUUUCAAAGCUAUUCCAGGUCCUAUGUUUUGGCCAAUGUUCAUAGUGUCCAUAGUGGCUGCAGUUAUAGCAAGCCAAGCAAUGAUUUCAGGUACUUUCUCGAUUGUCCAUCAAUCACUUUCCCUCGGCUGUUUCCCUCGAGUCAAAGUUGUCCACACAUCUGCAAAUCAUGAAGGACAAGUUUAUAUACCAGAAGUUAAUUACUUUCUGAUGUUUGCUUGUGUUGCUGUCACCUUUGGUUUCAAGACCACAGUAAAAAUCGGCAACGCUUAUGGAAUUGCUGUUGUGUUUGUAAUGACACUCACAUCAUCAUUGCUGGUUCUCAUCAUGAUUAUGAUAUGGAAAACCAACAUAUUUUUGGUAAUCCUCUAUGUUGUUACCAUUGGAUUUGUGGAGCUGCUGUAUCUGAGUUCGGUUCUCUAUAAAUUCUCCUUUGGCGGGUACUUGCCGCUGGCGUUUUCGGCGUUUCUGAUGACUGUCAUGUAUGUUUGGAACAAUGUAUAUAGAAGGAAGUACUUUUAUGAGCUUAACCACAAGAUUCCCUUGGCAAGAUUAAAGGACAUCUCCGCCAACAAGAAAAUGGCUAGGAUUCCUGGACUUGCUAUGUUCUAUUCGGAGCUGGUUCAUGGUAUCCCUCCCAUAUUCGAGCACUAUGUUUCGCAUGUACCGGCAUUGCAUUCGGUCAUCGUCUUUGUUUCCAUGAAGUCACUCCACAUUAACAAGGUCACGGAAGAAGAGAGAUACUUUUUCCAAAGAGUCGAACCGAGAGAACUCUGCGCCUUCCGGUGUGUGGUUCGAUAUGGAUACAAGGAUGUUAAGGAGGAGGCCUUCGAGGAAACGUUGUUCACAAGACUGAAACAGUUCAUACAAGAAGAAACUUUGCUGCAACUCCAUACGGUAUCAGCCAACAAGAACAUGGUCGAACGGGGAAGUGAAUCCUACAGGGAGAUCGCCGAACCAGAUGACGAGAUUGAGAAUGCGGAUCAAACCAAAGCAGACAAUCUUCAACAGAUUAUGAGACAAGAAAUUGAACAAGUGGAGAAUGCAUGGGAAGAAGCCGGCAUGGUUCACUUGAUAGGUCAGAGUGAGGUGAUUGCAAGCGAAGAAGCGGGCAUAAUGAAGAGGAUUCUCAUCGAUUAUGCUUACAAUUUGCUGAAGAGAAACCUGAGGCAAAGCGAGACGGUGUUUAAUAUUCCACACAAGCGAAUGCUUAAAGUCGGCAUGACUUACGAACUUUAAAACAUCUUCAUAUAUGUAGAAUAAUGAUAUUUGGGUA